Molecule: messenger RNA, 522 nt
Organism: Paramuricea clavata
Lineage: Eukaryota; Metazoa; Cnidaria; Anthozoa; Malacalcyonacea; Plexauridae
Source: the annotation of a GenBank genome assembly
AUGGAAAUCUUAAGAACCGAAAAAAGCUUGAAUCUUUGUUUCAAACCACUUUAUAUGUUGGAUCAAUCUGAUUUGAAAGUUUGUUACCUCAAUGCACGAUCUCUGCAUAAACAUAUUGAAGAUGUUCGAAAAGACAUUAAUUACUCGUCUAUGGAUAUUGUGAUAUUUACUGAAACAAGGUUUAACUCCUCAGACACUGACGAUAUAUACAACAUUGAUGGCUACAGGUUGUUCAGAAAUGAUGUUUCCCAAGGUACGGGUCCAGGACGUCCAUACGGUGGAACAGCUGUUUACAGCCGAGUUCCUUUAAAAGAAGGAUACCCUUAUGCUCACAACGUCAAUGGAAUCGAGUUUACAAUUAUUAAAACAGAAAGUAAUCCGCAUCUGAAUAUAAUUGGAAUAUAUCGCUCACCCAGUAUUGCUAUAUCACGUCUACUGUCUUCACUACGUAGCGUACUUGAUGAAGAUUAUAAUUCACAUUAUAAUUGGAGAUUUCAAUGUCAAGUGGAUGGUAGAAUCUGA